Molecule: messenger RNA, 4503 nt
Organism: Micromonas pusilla CCMP1545
Lineage: Eukaryota; Viridiplantae; Chlorophyta; Mamiellophyceae; Mamiellales; Mamiellaceae
Exons: 2
Coding region: 1-4503 (1500 amino acids)
Source: RefSeq, a predicted model, not a curated record
AUGGACAUCGAGGUCGCGGCGCCGGCUCGCGCGAUCGAGCCGCUCCUCGGCCCCGCGCUGCGCGACGUCCUGGAUGCCGAACCGAAGGCGCUCAGGCGCGCGCUCGCGUCGCGCGGCGACCCCGCGCGCGCGGACGACCACGAUCCGUCCUCGAAGCGCGCGACGCGCGCGCGAUCGCUCGCGACGUCCCUCGACGCCAUCGCGUCGCAUCUCUCCUCGUCCGCGUCGUCGUCGUCGGACGCCGACGCGCACGACCCGGUGAUCGACCCGCUGCUGGAGCGCGUCGUGCGCCCGGCGUCCGCCUGCGGCGACGGCGACGGCGGCGAUCCGUCCGACGCGAGCGCGAAGAAGCGCGCGGCGCUGCGCGUGAUCGCGUGGGCGCUCUCGCCGUCGCCCGAGCGCGUCGGCGACGCGCGCGUUCGCGCGCGACGCGUCGCCGGCGUGCUCGCCGCGCGAUGCGCGCCGGGCGAUCGUUCGGACAAGCGCGCGCGGCUCGCGGCGUGCCUCGCGCUGCGCCGCGCGGCGAUCGACCUCGACGACGUCGGCGCCGCGUUCGACGCGCGCUGCGACGUCGCGCUCGCGGCGACGGCGUGCGCGCGCGGCGCGCCGAGCGAAGGGCCGCCCACCCGGCUCGAGGCCGAGGCCGCGGACGCGUUCUUCGCCAUCACCGCGCGACUCGCGGUCGCGGCGGCGCGCGAGGAGGAAAAGGGAGGAGAGAAGGGAGAACGCGCUCGCGUUUGCGGCGGCGGCGGCGGCGGCGGCGACGGGCCGUCCUCGGCGGAGCGCCUGACGGCCGCGCUGCCGCGUCUGCUGCUCGUGACGCGAACGGUCAGGGAGUGGUGGCCGGCGUCGCACCGCGCGCCGCGCCUCGCGACGAGGGAGAUCAUCAAACGUCUGGAGUCGCUGUCGGCGACGAGCGACGACGACGGGACGCGAGAGGACAGGGCGACGUACUUGGCCGCCGCGUGGAAGGACUUCGCGCCCGCGCUCGCGAUCGGCGGCGGCCUCGGCGUCAUCGCCGGCGACGACGCCGCCGACGCCGACCCCGCGGCGAGCGUCGCGCGGUGGCUCGACGCAGCCGCCGCCGCGACCGCCGCCGCGACCGCCGCGACCGCGGGGGGCGCCGCCGACGCCGCGACGACGGACGCCGUCGUGCGCGCGUUCGCGUCGCUCGCGUUGCUCCUCGGGCGGUUGGGCCUAGCCGCGGAGACUGAUGAAGACGGACGACCGUCGAGCGACGCCGCGAAGGACGCGGCGGCGGUCCUGCGCGACCGCGCGUCCGCGGCGCUGCUCCCCGCGCUGAAGAUGCGCUCCGAGCCCGCGCAGGAGCUCGCCGCGGCGUCGCUUCGCGCGGCGUUGUCCGCCGACGGCGCCGCGGAAAAAGCCGCGCUGCUCGACGGGCUGUUGCCUCUGAUGGACGACGACUCCGACGUCGCCGCGACGAUGGAGCCGAGCGUGGGCGCGGGGCUCGCGUCGACGACGGCGUGGCUCGUCGCGAGCGAACCCGGCGGCGGCGUCGGCGUGCGGCGCGGGAUGGGGACGGUGCUCGCCGCGUGCGGCGCGACGGCGGCGCUCGGGACGCGUCGCAACGCGCUUCGCGUCCUCGCGGAGACGCUCCGGCUCGCGACCCCGCCCGCCGCGCGACCGGCGGAGACCGAGGCGAUCGUCAGCGCGCUGGCCGCGGCGGUCGGGGACGCGGACGCGUGCGCUCGCGCGCUCGCGGCGGACGCGCUCGCGGCGAUCCCGCUGAGCGCGUCGUUGCCGCCGCUUCUUCGCGCGGACGCGGAGGACGCCGCGGCGGUCGCGAUGUCGUCGAGCGCGCGCGCGAGCGGCGGAUCCGCGGGACCCGCGCGCGCGCUGGAAUCCCUCCUCCGCGCGAUCGCCCCUCCGCGCGACGAGGAGGAGACAGAAGACGACGACGACGACGGGCCGGCGGCCGCGAUCGAGGCGCGCGCGAUCGCCCUGCUUCCGCGGUGGGCGGUCACGGUGCCGACCGACGCGUGGCGCGCCGUCGCCGACGUCCUCGCGGCGACGUCGCUCGCGCGGCCCGGCGCGGCGGCUUUCGUGCGCGCGACGUCCGCGCUGUCGCCGUGGACGGGCGAGCCUCCCGCGUGCCGCGCGUUCUUCGUCGCCGCGAGAGGGGCGAUGCGAGCGCACGACGAAUCGCGUCGCGUCGACGCGAGCGGCGCGUCGGCGCCGGCGUCGGUGUUCGAACGCCUCGCGCCGCUCCUGUUGCUGCGAGCGCCGUCGCCGCGCGCGUGGGACGACGACGACCGCGCGCGCGGCGACGGCGACGACGACGGCGACGGCGACGCGCGCGCGCUCGCGGACGCGCUCCUGAAGAUCGCGCUCGCGACCGGCGUCGAGCACGACGACGUGCGUCGCGUCGCCGCGGAGCUCCACGGCCGCGCCGCGCCGAGGGUCGCGUCCGUCGCGCGAUCCGACGCGUUGCGCGAGGCGCUGCGCGACGCCGACGCCGACGCCGACGCCGACGCCGAUUCCCAGUCCGCGUCCGCGUCCGCGUCCGCCGCCGACCGCGACGCCGCGUUAGCGCGCGCGCGCGCGUGCAUGUUCGCGUCGUGCGCCGCGUUGUCCGCGCGAGGGCUCGGCGCGAUCCAGGACGGCGGCGUGGACGAUCUCCGCGCCGCGGCGGCGGCGGCGACGCGGCGACUCGGCGACGACGACGAGAGCGCGAAGACGCGGACGGGCGCGGCGGAGACCCUCGCGGCGUUGACGCGCGCGGAGCUCGCCGCGAAGACGCGCGGGCGCGAGCGAGGGAGCGAGACGUUGCGCGGCGUGUUGGCCGUGAUGCGACGCGACGCGGACGCCCCGGCGUGGGUGGCGUCGAGCGCGAGCGCGAGAGCGGCGCGCGCGCGACUCGCGCUCGCGAACGUUCUCGUCGUCGUCGCGCGCGCGCCGCCGUCGGAUCCCGACGCGGCGGCGGCGUUCGUGCGUUUGACGUUGCCGUCGUUAGCGUCCGCCGCGGUGGGCGGCGGCGAUAACGUCGACGACGCCGAGGAGGUCGACGCGUGCCGCGCGGCCGCGUUCCAGGCGGCGAUGGUGAUCGUCGCGAGCGCGGCGACGGCGACGACGACGACGGCGGCGGCGACGGCGGCGGCGCGAGACGCGGUGGCGGAGCACGCGAAGACGGUCGCCGUCGCGGCGUCGCGCGCUUUAUCGAGCGGCGACGGCGGCGAGCACGGCCCGCGUUCGCGACUGGCGGCCGCGAAACUCGCGACGGCGCUUCUCGCGAGCGACGAGGACGCGCUCAGGGCGUUGGGGGAGUCGCUGGCGACGCUGAGAGGCGCGCUCGCGGUCGCGGCGGGGACUUCGGAUUCGAAAGAGCUCGCCUCCGCGACGGCCGCCAUCGACGCCUCGAGCGCGACGAUCGCCCCGGCGCCGCGCUCCCACGCCGUCAGCGCGUCCGCGAAUCGCUUCGCGCGCGCCGCGGAGGCGUACUUGAGCGCGAAAUCGAGCGCGUCCGACGGCGGCGUUUUCAACGCGCGCCACGCGCGCUCGAGCCGCAGUCGCAUCGAGUCGGCCGCGUCUUCCGAGGCGCGCAGCGGCGGCAGGCGACACGUCGCGUCCUCAUCCUCGCUGUCGUCCUCGCUUUCGUCCUCGCUGUCGUCCUCCUCGUCCUCCUCCUCGUCCUCCUCCUCGUCCUCCUCCUCCUCGGAGUCGGAGACGUCCUCGUCGGCGGCGGGCUCGCCGGCGUCGACGACCGCCGCCGCGACGGCAGGCUCGAGCGUUCGCCCCUCGCCGCGCGUCGACGCGGUCGACGGUCUCGCCGCGACGCGACGCGGGUCCGACGCGCGAGCUGUCGAGGAGGACGAGGGUUCUGGAGCGAGGAGCGAGUCGCUCUCGGCGUCGUCGCGAGGCGCGCGCGCGGAGUCGUCGUCCGCGUCGGAAACCGCCGCCGCCGCCGCCGCCGACGACGCCGCCGCCGCCGACGACGACGGCGGCGGCGGCGGUCGUCUCGAUCGGUACCGCUCCACCGCGUCCGCGACCGCGGCGAUGUUACGCUCGCGCCGCGCCGCCACGACUUCCGAGGGCGCGUUCAGCGCGAGGAUCCUCGUCGCUUCCCUCUCCGCCGCCGCCGCCGCCGCCGCCGCCGCCGCGUCGUCGUCGUCGCCGUCGCCGUCGCCGUCGCCGCCGCCGGCGUCGUCGUUUUCGUCCAUCGCGGUCCUUCCCGCCGCGGCGUCGCUCGAGAGCGCGCGCGCGAGUCUCUCCUCCACGGUGACCUCCGCGUUGUCGUCGACGCCUCCGCCGCCGUCGCUCGCGAUCGCGCCGUCGCGCGCGGGCGAGAUCGUCGCUCGCGUCGCUCGACGAAAGCGGCCGCGACGUUUGACGUCCCGAGCACGUCUCGCGAGCUCGACGCGAUACGUCGCGAACGCGCGCGUCGCGUUCGUCUCCGCGUCGAAGACGCCGACGGCGUCGAGUUUCGCCGCGCGCGCGGCGCGGCGUCGUUCGAGCGCGGCGAUAUCGCGCUCGGACACCGAGUGA